UAACCUACCUGCUCCUUCCCAUUUUCAUACAACUGCGGAUUUUGUUAUUUUUCUAUCUUCUCGGAUGGUGCAUGGCUUUCUAAUAACAAUUGUGGUGGCAGGGGAGUCUUCAUUCAUGAUGAAAAUAGGAGGUUUGUUGCUGCUAAAUGUAGACCAAGUAGGAGUCUCUCUGCAUCUUCAAUGCAGGCGGAAGCUCUUAGAGAUGGAGUCCUCCUUGCUAUGAGCCUUGAUUUGCGGAAAAUUCAGUGAUGUUCUGACUCUCUUGAGUUAAUCACUUGCUUAAAUGGCGCUGCUACAGCUCUGAAUUGGAAGCUCAUGUUUUGACUAGAGGGGCUUCCAUAAUUCAUUUGUCUAAAAUGUGAUGGGGGUGGGGUUUGUAUGUAAAGAGAGAGGACAAGGAAGGAGGGUCGAAGGAAGGUCGAAGGAAGCAGGGGCGAAAUUUCGCUUCCAUUCAUCCGACGGCUGUGACAGCCCCCACUUGGUUAUCUCCAGAUGCUUCGUUGCUACUGUUAAGGUGGCUUUCGUUCACGCACCAGUCCCCCCCUUCCCUUUAAGAGUGAGCGAGGUUCUUCCUUUUCGAUUUCAGUGCUAUCCGGAUUUAGGAAUAGCCUAUUCCCCUCUCUCUUUCUUCUUCCGUGACUCUCUUUUGCUUUACUAGGGUUUCAACUUCACUCAGAGAUUCUUCCAUUCAUCAAAGGAGAGAGAAUAUGCUUUGGUUCUUCUAUUGAUUCGCGUAUGAUCAAAGUUGCUUGAUUAGAGCUAUUCUCUUGAUGCAUCUUGACGGGUUUAGAAUAACGCCUAUAACACAUAAUAUUCAAAUCCUUUUUAGUUAAUUUCGAAAUCAUCUAUCUCUUAGGAUUCGGAAUUGGAAAAUCGGUGGUAGAAUUCAUCCAGAGUAGAUGAUUAUGGAUCCGUGUCUUGCUGAGCUUUCUACUCCUGGGAACGGAUUCAGAGUCGAUGAUCAGUCUGGUUUCUAUCAAGACAUCGGCAACGGGCUCAAACUUGAGCAGCCCUUUGUUGACCGCAAUUUCAUGGAUCUUCCUCUGCUACCUCCCAACGCAGACACUUUUUCUGUUCCCGCUGUUCCACCUCCAGGCGUUAUCCACGAGGAUGACUGCCCUGAAGACUGCGAUUUCUCCGACGUGGUUCUCAAGUAUAUAAACCAGAUCCUUAUGGAAGAAGACAUGGAAGAGAAGACUUGCAUGUUCCAAGAGUCCUCUGCCCUUCAAGCCGCCGAGAAAUCCUUAUAUGAGGUUCUCGGUCAGAAGUAUCCCCCUUCGCCUGACCGACACCCUCUCUGUUACGAUCACGACGCCGAAAGCCUCGAUGAUUUUUUCACCAGCAGCUCAAGUAAUUCUAACAGCAGUGUUAUUUCUGGUAGCAGCAACACACUGGAUUCGACUUUGAUUACCGAUCUGGGCGAGUACAAGCCCACCAGGACGAAUUUUACCACUGCUGACUAUACCCCUCGGUCCACUUCCUAUUCUCCCCCCUUGGGUUUUUCCAACGGUGUCACCAGCGUUGUAGAUGGAUUCGUGGAGACACCUACGAGUAGAAUUCAGUUUCCUGAUAUGUUUAGCGAUAUCGAAUCUGUUACGCAGUUCAGGAAAGGAGUAGAGGAAGCAAGUAAGUUCCUUCCAAAUGGUAACGACUUGUUCCUAAAUCUAGAGAAGCGUGGCAUGUUACCUCGGAGUCGGAGCGAACCCAAGGAAGAGUUGCUCCGGAGCCAAUCAAAGGAAGAGCUACCCCGGAGCAUAUCAAAGGAAGAGCAUCGGCUUCCCGUCAAGGAGGAGACGAAGGAUGAGAGAGAAUAUUCACCCACCGGGGUGUCCAAGGGAAGGAAGCAUCUUCAUGGGGAAGAACCAGAUUUAGAAGCUGGGAGGAGUAAUAAGCAGUCGGCGGUUUACACGGAGACGACCGAAAGGACGGCGAUGUUUGAUAUGGUGUUGCUCUGUCAUCCUGGAGGGAAAGGUGAGACCCCUCUGUGUGAUCUCCGUGAAGCCUUGCAGAACGGAGUAAGCAAGAAUGGGCAGCAGUCAAAUGGACCUAGCGGUGGCAGCAAGACUCGUGGUAAGAAACAGGGGGGUAAGAAGGAAGUAGUGGACUUGAGGACCCUCUUGAUCCAUUGCGCUCAGUCCGUCGCAGCUGAUGACCGUAGGAGUGUUAAUGAACUAUUGAAGCAGAUCAGGCAGCACUCCACUCCUUACGGGGAUGGGAAUCAGAGAUUGGCCCAUUAUUUUGCAGAAGGCAUAGAGGCUCGCUUGGCCGGCACGGGUAGGCAGCUUUACAUGGGUGUCUCCAGCCUGAGAACAUCGGCAGCUGAUAUCCUCAAGGCUUACCAUCUGUUUCUUGCUAUGUGCCCAUUCAAGAAGAUUUCUAAUUUCUUUUCCAACAAGACCAUUUUGAUGGCGGCAGAGAAAGCAACGAGGCUCCACAUUGUAGAUUUUGGCAUCCUCUAUGGUUUUCAGUGGCCCUCUCUCAUAGAAAUUCUUUCAAAGAGAGAAGGUGGACCUCCAAAGCUUCGGAUAACUGGGAUUGAUCUUCCCCAGCCUGGUUUCAGGCCGUCGUCUAGAGUUGAGGAGACUGGGAAGCGAUUGGCCAAUUAUGCUCAGACUUUCAAUGUUCCAUUCGAGUAUAAUGCCAUUGCACAGAAAUGGGAAACAAUUCAGCUCGAGAAUAUCAAGAUUGAGAGUGAUGAGGUGCUAGUCGUGAACUGUUUGUACAGGUUAAGAAACAUCCUCGAUGAGACUGUCGUGGUGGAAAGUCCAAGGAAUGCAGUUCUGAACCUGGUAAGGAGGAUGAACCCGGCUGUUUUCGUGCAUGGGGUUCUCAAUGGAGCUUACAGUGCCCCUUUCUUUGUUACAAGAUUUCGAGAGGCACUCUUCCACUUCUCUUCCCUGUUUGAUAUGCUUGAAACGAAUGUGCCGCGUGAUCUUGAAGAGAGGAUGCUGAUUGAGAGAGAUCUUUUUGCUCGAGAGGCGAUAAAUGUCAUAUCCUGUGAGGGGUCAGAGAGGCUAGAGAGGCCUGAGACGUACAAGCAGUGGCAGGUCCGGAAUCUGAGAGCUGGACUUAAGCAGCUUCCAUUGAAUGCAGAGAUAAUGAAGAAGGCGAGGGACAGGGUGAAAUCUUUUUACCACAAAGAUUUUGUGGUUGACCAAGACGGCAAUUGGAUUCUGCAGGGUUGGAAGGGACGAAUUAUUUAUGCACUUUCCACUUGGAAACCUGCCUACGAUUCCUGAAAUUCUUGUUUUACUUUUCUCUGUUCCGGAAAAGGUGCAGGACCAUGAUAGGAGACUGGACUAAUGAAAUUCUUCAACGGGCUUAGUUCCUUACAAGUCCUGAGAACUCAGAGAAGGCCUGAAGAGGGUAUAUGUUUGCUUCUGGGUUUGAAUUUUAAUGUAUUUUACGCUUUUAAUUAUCUUUCUUUAGUCUUGAUGAUCUGUUGUCCAAUAUGUUCAGGCAUAUGAGCUUUCGCUCGAUUUAGUUAUAUGAUUUUUCAGGUAAAAA
This is a messenger RNA of Macadamia integrifolia, 3507 nucleotides long. RefSeq names its product scarecrow-like protein 9. The coding region runs from base 900 to 3239 and encodes 779 amino acids. Gene Ontology annotation, molecular function: sequence-specific DNA binding; DNA-binding transcription factor activity. Lineage: Eukaryota; Viridiplantae; Streptophyta; Magnoliopsida; Proteales; Proteaceae. The transcript has 2 exons. Gene Ontology annotation, biological process: regulation of DNA-templated transcription. Gene Ontology annotation, cellular component: nucleus. The record is from RefSeq and is a predicted model, not a curated record.